Messenger RNA from Salvelinus namaycush (lake trout), 619 nucleotides. RefSeq names its product CD209 antigen-like protein D. Lineage: Eukaryota; Metazoa; Chordata; Actinopteri; Salmoniformes; Salmonidae. The transcript is spliced from 4 exons. Bases 1 to 582 code for a protein of 193 amino acids. The record is from RefSeq and is a predicted model, not a curated record.
AUGUCAAAUGUCAUCUAUGCUGAACCAGAUAUGAACAAGAAGGUCAAGUUUGACAGAGGUGAGAUGAAGGAGAGGAUUGUGGAUAUCUACGUCAGUGCAGACACCCUGAGAGACGGUGAGACCAGCACCAAGAGAGAAGAGACAGCAGACAUUGCUCCUAAUAAUGGACCAGGAGAUCAGCACUCAGAAAUAACAUGUUGUUCUGAUGGAUGGAAGAAGUUUGAAUGCAGUUGGUACUUCCUCUCUAAUGAGGAGAAAACCUGGGGGGAGAGCAGACAGGACUGUCUGGAGAGAGGAGCAGACCUGGUGAUCAUAAACAGCAAAGAGGAACAGGAGUUUCUCUUCACCUUCAAGAAGAGAGUCUGGAUUGGUCUGACUGACAGAGAGACAGAGAAGACCUGGAAAUGGGUGGAUGGAACACCACUGACCACAGAGUACUGGAAUGACAAGCAGCCUGAUAGUGAAGAUCCUAGUGGGGAGGAGGACUGUGUUGAGAUACAUAAAGAUUGGACUCCACUUAAGGCAUGGAAUGACAUGUCAUGUGACAGGAAACUCAACUGGAUUUGUGAGAAAGUGUUUUAACAUCACCAUGACAACAUACUGUAACACAUACAGCAGU